AUGUCUUUAAAGAUUGAGGUGGAGGUGGUGAAGGGCGCUGGUUCUCUGUGCCACAGCUGCGCCCAGAAGAAGACGCAGGCCGAGAAGAAGGAGGCCGAAAAGGCGGCUGCGGCGGGUGGCGUUCCGCCGGUCGUCGAACCUGCUGCUGCGGCUCCAUCGGGUGACGUUCCGCCGGUUCUCCCACGUGCUUCUGCCUUGUUCGUGUUCGGGAAAGCCACGGACCCCCAGUACCAGCAGGAGAUCGUCCACGUUCCCGUGAGCGACAUCCAGGAGCGCCACCAUCACAUAGAGGUGGAGCAGGUCGUGGAGGUCCAUGUGCCGAUGCAGAAGGAGGAGGUGGUCCAGGUACCCGUCGCCAUCCGACAGAAGCGUGUGGUGCACAAGACGGUUGAGACGAUGGUUGAGGUUCCGGUGCCUGUGACACACGAGGAGAUCGUUCAUGUGCCAAAGGUCGUCAACCAGUACAGGCAUCACCACAAUGAGGUUGAGCACAUCAUUGAUGUGCACGUCCCGCACCACAUCGAGGAGACGGUGCACGUCCCCAAGGUGGUCCGCCAGGAGCGAAUCGUGCACCAGACGGUUGAGCAGAUUGUCGAGAUCCCCGUGCCCGUUGUUCAAGAGCAGAUCGUGCACGUUCCGAAGAUCAUCACGCAGGAGCGGAGCAAGGUUGUGCACGUCGAGCACGUCAUUGAUGUGCCCGUGCCGCAGACGGUCGAGGAGAUCGUGCAUGUGCCCAUCGUGCACACCGAGGAGAAGCUCGUCCAGAAUGAGGUCGAGGUCACAGUGGAGGUGCCAAGGCCGAUCAUCCUGGAGAAAACCGUCGAAGUGCCGAAAGUGGUGAUCGAGGAGACAAUUGUCAGAGUGCCCAAGGUCACACAGACGGUUCAGCAUGUGACCGUUCAGGACCAGGUCCAGAAGAUUGAGGUGAUCAAGCCGCAGAUCCUGCAGAGGACGGUGCAGCGGAAGAAGCCCAUCAUCCAGGAGAACAUCACCGAGGUUCCCAAGGUGGUCAUCGAGCACGUGCCGGUGGAGAAGGUUGUCAAGAAACCGAUCGAUGUGCCUCAAGUUCAGUACGUCGACAAAAUCGUGGACGUUCCCAUCACCAAGCAGAGGCACGUGCCCGUCAUCCAGAAGGUGCCGAAGACCGUGGAGGUCCCUGUUUUGGAGUAUGUGGACCACCACGUCCAUGUCCCGGUACAGCGGCACGAGCAUGUCCCUAUCGUCCAGACCAUCCAGAGACACGUGGAGGUUCCGACGAUACAGUACGAGGACGAGGUGGUUCCCGUGCCCGUGCAAAAACAGGUGCACGUCCCCAUCAUCCAGAAAGUGCCGCGGAUAGUCGAGGUACCUCAGGUAGAGUUUGUGGACCAUCACGUGCACGUUCCAGUCCACCGUCAUCGCCACGUGACAGUGGAGAACCGCACACAGAGGACGGUUGAGGUGCCUCAAAUCGAGUGGAUCGACAAGGUCGUCGAAGUACCUGUGCAAAAGCACGUGCAGGUGCCGAAGACCGUUACUGCCUCUUGUUACUCCUGGUCUAGCCAUCAUUUCUACGUAUCAUUUGCCAUCAGGUUGAUCGGCCCGUCGAGGGAGAUCCAGGUGAUCCGCAAACGUCACCUGAAUGGCAAAGCCUGCAGAAGCUCCGAGAGCGUUCCAAAUGUCGGGACCAUUGUUCUGGCGCCACUCAAAGCUCAGGACCACCCAGACCCACGCAGCCACAUUUGGGACAGCAGGUGCUUUGAGGAGAUGCUGCGAGGAGAAGAGAAUUGUGUAGUGCAGGGCGGGGAAUGGACGGUCACCUCCGCGGUGGUGGCCCUGGGUCGCGACAGCCGAUGGGCCGAGGCGCUGUUGGCGGCCUUGCGGUCUCCGAGCGUACAGCUCCAUGUCAUCUGCUUGGGUGCGGCAGCUUCGGCCUGCGCCAAAGGCCGUCGCUGGGCCGAGGCAGCAAAGCUCUUGGAUUGCUGCAGCCAAGCGCAGCUUGAGACCAAUGUGGUAAUCGGCAGCGCCGCGCUGAAUGCUGUCGUGACCGAGUGGGCCAAGGCCUCCAGGCUGUUGGGUAGCCUGCGCGAUGUGGGGCUGGAGCUUACCACCUACUGUUGCAACAGCGUUCUCCCGUGUUUCGAGCUUACUCGCUGGGCAAUGGCCCUCUCCUUCCUGGAAGAAAUGAGGAGAGAGCAUCUCACGCUGGACACCGUGUCGGUGAAUUCUGCGGUUGCUGCGGCUGCAGGCGCAUGGCCGCGGGCGCUGUGUUUGGCCGCUGCCUCGCGUGAAGACUCGGAUGUCAAAACUUUUGGUUCUGCUAUCAACGCUUGCGACGCUGGCGGACGGUGGGAGGCUGCCAUCUCUCUGCUUGCUGAGACCACCUUGAUGCGACUCGCGGUGAACAGGGUGCUGGUCCGCUCGGCUGCGGCAACGUGUGAAGCACCCGGCAAGUGGGAAGCGGCGACAGACCUGUUGCGUCAUGCGGUCUGGUCGGGCCUUGCCGAUGUGCUAGCCUACACCGUGGCGCUGGGUGCCUGCGGAUCCGCCACUCAGUGGGAGCGGGCGCUCGCGUUGCUUGCAGAGGUCAACCCCCGUGACCUUGACUUGGUGGCCUUGAGCGCAGCGAUCGCGGCCUGCGGCCAACGUUGGCAAGUGGCAGGUGCCCUCCUCUCCUCCGCAAGGUCCUUCUCCUUGGAGCCCGAUACUGUCUGCAUCAAUGCGGCCAUCAGCGCUUGCGAGAAUGCUGGAGUCUGGGAGCACGCCGUCUCCCUGCUGUCCUCACUUUGGAGAAGGAGAGCCGCCAGCGUCUUGAGCUUCAAUGCGGCCAUGAGCGCUUGUAAGGCUCAGUGGAGGCACUGCCUGCAACUCUUCAGCGACAUGGCCCACGGAAGCCUUCACGCGGACGCCGCGACCUUCAAUGCGGCAGCCAGCGCCUGCGAGCAGGGCAUCCAGUGGCAGCGCAUCCUCUACUUGCUAGAGGAGAUGGAGAUGCGAAGGAUCACGAAGGACGUGGCCACCUUCACUGCGGUUAUCUCCGCCUGUGCACGGGCGUCGGCCGCCGAGAGGGCUUCGGCGUUGCUGGAGGAAAUGGAGGCCCAGCAACUUCUUCCCAAUGCCGCCACCUACGCCGCUGCAGCGCUCGGGCGCUGCCAUCUGCCACGGCGGGCGUCCGACGGUCUCGUGCGCGCGGCCAUGGACGACCUGCAGCUGCUACGAGCAAAACGUGUAGAGGUGCCUCAGGUCCAGAUCGUGGACAAGGACAUCGAGGUGCCCAUCCCGGUUCAUCGCCACGUGCCUCUCAUCCAGAAGGUUCAGAAGCAUGUGGAGGUUCCGGUGAUAGAGACAAUCGAGAAGGUCAUCGAGGUGCCCGUCGUAAACCAAGUGGACAUUCCUCAGAUUCAAACGGUCGAGAAGAGGGUGGAGGUGCCAAUCGUGCAGAACGUGCAGAAGGUCGUGGAGAUCCCCGUUGUGGGCGACACCGUCCAGGGCGAUCAACAGCGAACUGCCGUCGAACUACCUCCGCUGCGGCAGGAGGCGUCCCUUGAGAUCGCCACGGAGGUGGUGCAAGGACCGCCGAUGCCCACGGAGUAUGUUCAGGGACUCCGAACACAGGGCGACGCCCUGCCUGUGCAGCCCGCAUCAGCACAAACCAUGCCUCUCUCCUCACGGACGUUGUCGCCCCAGCCUCUAGCAACUGCGCCUUUGUCGAUGUCGCCCAUGCCAACCGCGCCUAUGUCGAUGUCGCCCAUGUCGCUUGGUGCUCCUUCCUCAUCGGGGGUGCCGUCGGUGACGCGGCUGCCUCCAGCGAUGGGAGCGAUGGGAACGCUGGGAACUGGCUUGUGGGCGAAUAGCCCCAGCAUCGUCACGGCCUGCAACAGCCCGAGGCAGUGCAUGACGCCAGUCUUGUGA
Molecule: messenger RNA, 3891 nt
Organism: Symbiodinium natans
Lineage: Eukaryota; Dinophyceae; Suessiales; Symbiodiniaceae
Source: the annotation of a GenBank genome assembly